CCUCUGAAGCUUUCUGACUGCGUAAGGAUAAGAACUGCUGCUGCAAGCUGUACGGGCUUUUGAAAUUCUCCUGGUAUCCACAGAUAUUUUCAGAAUAGUUACUGUACAGUAAGAAUUAAGAUCGGAACUGCUUUGGGCAAAGUUCAGCUACUCCUUCUGGAUCUUUUUGUCAUUAAGACGUGGUCUGAAGUCUUUCAGAAAUUCAGAAGCUGAAGCUUUCAUAGCCGCACAUUGUUUCAGCUGACUUUUUGGAAUAUCUUACUUUUUGCCCCUGCAUUUCCAUUUUAACUGACUUAUUUUCCUGCCCCCCUCCACCUUUUGAUCAGAUCUGCUCUUUCUUCUUCUCCGAUACCUGGUAUGAUUGACGGCUGCUAUUGCUUUGGUGCCUGCUGCAGCUCAUGAAGCGUUUUGGCAGUCUUAGAGGAAGCAAGAAACAAAAGGACCAGGGCAGAAGCUCUGAGAGGCGCAAAUCUGAACCUCAUGGCCUUUUAGCCUCCGGCCUCUCCUCUUCUCCAUCUACCCCAACACAAGUGACCAAGCAGCCUCCAUUUCCUCUUGAAUCCUAUAAACAUGAACCUGAGAGACUAGAAACCCGGAUUCACUCUUCUCCUCCGGACACAGGGCAGAGGAUUACUCUGCCUCCGCCCCAAAAUGCAGCCAAGCCUCCCACAGUGAUGCCAACUCCCUGUGCUACCUCAAAAACAGUAAGUGGAGCGGCGGCAGCAGCUGCGGCGGCUCCGGCUUCUCCUCAGCCCCCGGCCGCCUCCGAAGGGAUGCUGGAGAAACUAGAGCUCGACGAUGAAGCAUCUGAAGAAUCAGAAAGUGACAUCUACAUGCGAUUCAUGAAGUCUAACAAGUGUUAUGACAUAGUUCCAACAAGUUCUAAGCUUGUUGUUUUUGACACUACGUUACAAGUAAAGAAGGCUUUCUUUGCCUUGGUGGCAAAUGGUGUUCGAGCAGCUCCGCUGUGGGAGAGUAAAAAACAGAGUUUUGUAGGAAUGUUAACAAUUACAGAUUUCAUUAAUAUACUGCAUAGAUACUAUAAGUCUCCAAUGGUUCAGAUCUAUGAAUUGGAGGAGCACAAGAUUGAAACGUGGAGGGAGCUUUAUUUACAAGAAACUUUUAAGCCUUUAGUGAACAUCUCCCCGGAUGCAAGCCUUUUUGAUGCUGUAUAUUCAUUGAUCAAAAACAAAAUCCACAGAUUGCCAGUUAUUGAUCCUGUCAGUGGGAAUGCACUUUAUAUACUUACCCAUAAAAGAAUCCUCAAGUUCCUCCAGCUUUUUGUGUCAGAAAUGCCAAAGCCUGCCUUUAUGAAGAAGAACUUGGAUGAACUUGGGAUAGGAACUUAUCACAACAUUGCCUUCAUACAUCCAGACACUCCUAUUAUUAAAGCCUUGAACAUAUUUGUAGACAGAAGGAUAUCUGCAUUACCAGUUGUGGAUGAGUCAGGAAAAGUUGUAGAUAUUUAUUCCAAAUUUGAUGUAAUAAACCUGGCUGCUGAAAAAACCUAUAAUAAUCUAGAUAUCACAGUAACGCAAGCCCUCCAGCACCGUUCUCAGUAUUUUGAAGGUGUUGUGAAGUGCAGUAAGCUGGAAACACUGGAGACCAUUGUUGAUAGAAUAGUGAAGGCUGAGGUUCAUCGUCUGGUAGUAGUGAAUGAAGCAGAUAGCAUUGUGGGUAUCAUCUCCCUCUCUGACAUUCUACAAGCAUUGGUGCUCACGCCGGCAGGUAUAGAUGCUGCCUUCUGACCUCUUUUCAUAAACCUUCAGGUGCCAAACAAAAGGAGAGUGAAACUGAGUGACUGCUGUGAAUGUAUAAAGCUUUCUAGGAGAACUUGAACGAAGUUUCUGAGUCAAGUUUGCCUCAAGAACACUGACUGCAAUAGAAACGAGAAGAACGGUUAUGAGAAUGUGUAUUGAAACUCAGUGAUGGGUAAUGUCUGUAUUUUCCCCUAGUGGUGUCGCAAAAAAAGCAGCAUGACAAAAAACCUUAUAUGUUAAAAAACGUAGGCUUGCAUUUCAAAAUGUCUUCAAAACAUUUGCUGAAAUACUAUGUCCUUUGUUAAAAUGCACUGUAUUCUGAAACUGUUUCAUUCGUAUUUGACAGAAGUCACUGGUCAGCAACAGACAUCUGACAUAAGGCAAGUGUAUGGCAUAUUCAUAUCAUAGUGCCUUAUGUCAAAUACAGCAAUAUGUCAUCAGUUGCCCAUCACUGUCAGAGGAAGUAUUGUGCUAAACAAGACACUGUAUUUGAAUGUGAAAGUCUUUAAACCUAAAACCAAAUCAGUUUCAGUUCUCAUUAGAUUUGUCAUAAAGGUUGUAAUUUGAAUAUCAGUAGAUUACUUUAAAACUUUAAUGACGGUUUCGUGUUUUUAAUGUUGCAUUCUGAACUGAUAUGUAAAACAAGACUGAUUUUAAAAACAGCUUUAUUUAUUUUUACUUUCAUGGCAAUUUUUUACACAUUUUUGGUGGAUAGCUAAAAUUUCACCAUGUCCAUUAAUAAACUGUUGAUUGUUAUACAAAAAAGUGGCAGAUUUUUCUCUUUUUUUUUUUUUAACACUUGGGAGCUGCAGAAGCUGUAGCUUCUAGAUCAGCCCACAUUACUUCAGUCUAAGGUUUUCGAAAGCACAUGUUGAAAAGCGUUAUUCUGUACUGUAAUAGACAGGUACCGUGGAGGAGACUAAGUGCCAGAGAGCUAUAUAUUUUCCUGUGUACUAAAAUGUUAAAUCAUGUUUGUAAGAUUGCAGAUACAAUUUUUUGUAAAUUAUAAUGGAUAUACAGUUUUUGUACAGAUGCAAAGAGCGAGGAAAGGUUUUUGCUAAUGUAAAUGCACCGUAAAGCUUAGAGAUCACACUAUAUAAUUGUAGACUUUCUUCUUCAGAUGGAAGAAAUUAAACAAACCUUACUAUAUCAGUUUGUUCAUAGCAGUUUUUGAAAAUGCCAGGUAUCUUUGCAUGUACAGAUUUUACAUGCUGCUUACAUCCUUUUUUUCCCACCUGGAUAUUUGUUAGAGUGAUUCAAUGUCUUACAGUGUAUCUCCCUUCCCUCUUUACAGGCUAAUUAUACAUUAAAUGGACACUGUUACUUUUUAAAAGCAACUGUCUUUACCUGGGUUAUUGUGCAACACCUUACACUAUUGGGACUGAAUGAAAUGUUCAGUCUCGCUUUGAUGAGGUGUUUCUCCAUUUCUCCCAGAUAGGACAAUGAAAAUGGAUUGAUUUGUCACUCUCUAAUUUCAGGCACAGGAUGGGAAAUGUUUAAAUUAAACUGAAAACUACAUUAAUGACAGGUUUUUAUAUAUUUUUUUAAACAAGUCUUGUCAAAACUUGCUUUCCAUAAGCCUGAAGUUUGAGUCUACUGUUGACAACUUUUUUAAUAGAACCUCAAACUUUUUUCAAUAUAAAAUCUGAACACAUUCACAUAGUACACGGUCAAAAAAAUUCUUCACUAAUUUUUUCUCUCCCUUGCUUAUUCCCUCUGAAAAGUUAAAGGGUCUUUCUAUAAAAACUUUUCCUUUCUGACUAGAUAAAAAUUGACUCCCAUAUAGUUUGAAUGGUGCUGAAAUUUAAAUGGCUGCUUUGGUUUAACAAUAACCUCAGCAUAUAGAGUUAAUCGUCUCCAUCAUAAAUACCAUUGUCCAAGCUCUGGGAAUAAUGGUGGUGGAGAGAGAGAAAUAAAACUGAAUAGAGUGGCUCUUGUGUUUUUGUUUUGUUUUGUUUUUUCUCCUGUGGCAGUGUGGUAGAAUUUAUUUUUCUUUGCACCUUCUUCAAAGUUAAGGCCUCAACACUGUCCCUUUUUUAGAGAGCACUUGCAUAAUGUAUGUGUUCAACACAGUCUGUUUUAUUGGUGGUGUGUAUUUGUAAGCCCACCGUUCUGCCGAAGAAGGGAUGAAAAUUUUAUUCAAUUGAUGUGGUAAAAGACUGAUCAAAGUAGAAGUUUAGUCACUUGAGAAUUAAUUAUAUUGGCUGAACUCCCUCCUGUCAUAGGGAGAAUCACAAUCCAGUCUGUCUUUAAGAAAAAGGAAUUAUCUGAAUUAUUGCAUAAUAGUUAAAACCAAAAUGCUCUAAAUUCAUAAAGGAGUGAGAGACUCACAAAAAGAGGCUGAGGUUUUUGCUUUUGAUUCAGCAAAGCACCGAAGUGUGUGCUUAAUGUUAGUGUUUGCUGAAUUGUGUCCUAAGUCCAGAACAGUACCCUUUUCUCCCACUUUUUAUUUGGGCAUUGCUGAGCACACAAACACAUUGUAAGACCCUCUGAUAAAAGGACUACAACCCUGUUACCUACCACUGGGGAAAUAUUUAUCACAAAUACAGGUGGUGUACAGACUGCUGUACUGUUCCCAAUAUGUACUGUUCUCAAUACAGCAUUAUCUGUUUUAAAACACACGAGUUCUUACCUUCGUAUGCUGUAAAUAAUAUGUAUGGCCUAUGUACUGCAUUUGGUAAAGUGUUGAAUUUGAGUCCUCUACAUCAAAAUAAUUGAACAGCUGUAAAAUAAACAUAUAAAGCAUUGCUCUUAUACCACAAAAUGAAAUGCAUUCAAAUUUGUUUUUGUGUGUUUAAAAAACUAUGAAUGUAAGGAGCUUUUUAAAUACAAUCAAGUGAAAUGAAAUAUGUUACAAAACUUGAAAUAGCUAAUUUUGUGAAAUAAAAUGCCAGUUAGACAUGCA
Gopherus flavomarginatus (Mexican gopher tortoise) is the source of this 4665-nucleotide messenger RNA. RefSeq names its product protein kinase AMP-activated non-catalytic subunit gamma 2 (gene PRKAG2). The coding region runs from base 399 to 1748 and encodes 449 amino acids. The record is from RefSeq and is a predicted model, not a curated record. NCBI's taxonomy places the organism in Eukaryota, Metazoa, Chordata, Testudines, Testudinidae. The transcript is spliced from 14 exons.